AUGGCGCUCGAUCGCAUCGUCAACAUCGUCCUGCGAGCCGCAGAGCUCGUCUUCGCUACCAUCGUCGCCGGUGUGACGGGCCAGCACCUUCACCAGUUCCGCAAUGCAUCGUCCUGGUCCCAGGGCCGUUUCAUUUACACCGAGGUGGUGGCGGCUCUGUCCAUGUUCUUUGCGCUGAUAUGGCUCGUCCCCUUCUCUUGGUCCUUUGUGCACUGGCCGGUGGAUCUCAUCCUCAGCCUUGCCUGGUGGGCCGCCUUUGGCCUCUUGGUCAACUUGCUGGGUAACUCUUGUGGCUACGUCUUCGACUGGAACAAUGUCCACCCCAUCAAUGGUGACCAGUGUGGCAAGUUCAAGGCCGACAUUGCCUUUACCUUCCUUUCAGCUCUUCUCUGGCUCGUUUCCGCCCUGCUCGGCAUUUUCUGGGUUCAAAGCCAUGAGCGUCGCGCUGCCCGAGUCGAUGCUGCCCACCGCCAGCACCACCGCCGCUGGUACCGACGAAGCCGCGUCUAA
Trichoderma aggressivum f. europaeum is the source of this 510-nucleotide messenger RNA. RefSeq lists its product as uncharacterized. NCBI's taxonomy places the organism in Eukaryota, Fungi, Ascomycota, Sordariomycetes, Hypocreales, Hypocreaceae. Gene Ontology annotation, cellular component: membrane. The record is from RefSeq and is a predicted model, not a curated record. The transcript has 2 exons. Bases 1 to 510 code for a protein of 169 amino acids.